Aspergillus heteromorphus CBS 117.55 is the source of this 1671-nucleotide messenger RNA. Its product is annotated as putative transporter. Gene Ontology annotation, biological process: transmembrane transport. Gene Ontology annotation, cellular component: membrane. The record is from RefSeq and is a predicted model, not a curated record. Bases 1 to 1671 code for a protein of 556 amino acids. Gene Ontology annotation, molecular function: sulfate transmembrane transporter activity. The transcript has 6 exons. Lineage: Eukaryota; Fungi; Ascomycota; Eurotiomycetes; Eurotiales; Aspergillaceae.
AUGGGCUCGGACGAUGUCAGGGAGCUUCCCGCGGGCGCUGCGCCCACGGACGACGACACGAAGAAGACACCCGACAUUGGGUUGAAGGCAGGGUCAUCAACCUCUUCUCUCGCUGUCUCGGAUCAUCGGGCGAUUAAGUAUGUUAGUGACGGCGCCUUCGAUACUUCGGAAGAUCCCAGGUUCUACAAGCCUAUCCCGGAAUAUGAAAGCGCGCAUCGCUGGGAUCCAUACUUCGAAUGGUCCGAGGAGGAGGAAAAGGCGCUUAUCAGAAAGAUCGACUUUCGGGUCUGUACGUUCGCAUGCAUAACAUUUUUUGCUCUUCAGCUUGAUAGAGGCAACAUCGUCCAAGCAAACUCGGAUAACAUGCUCGAAGACUUGGGCAUGACUACGGACGACUACAACAACGGUCAAACGAUCUUCUAUCUUACAUUCCUGUUCUCGGAGCUGCCGUCUCAAUUGCUAUCCAAGAAAGUUGGUCCCGACCGCUGGAUUCCAAUUCAAAUGGUCGCGUGGAGUUUUGUCGCUGCGUUCCAGGCGUUUCUGAAGAACCGCGCUGGAUACUUCACUUGCCGAGCGCUCCUUGGUAUCUUGGAGGGAGGAUUCAUUGCCGAUACCAUUCUGUUCCUGUCGUUCUUCUACAAAUCCAAGGAACUCCCGGCAAGAUUGAGUUAUUUCUGGGUCUCCUAUGAGGCCACCUCCAUCGUUGGCGCUUUCCUAGCCUAUGGUUUUCUUCGCAUUCACAACGCCGAUGGCACCGGUGGAUGGCGGUAUCUCUUUGCCUUCGAGGGCCUCAUUACCGGAAUCGUCGGGGUGAUCGCUGCUUUCUGGAUGCCUGCGUCCCCCACUCAGACCAAGGGUGGUUUCCGUGGAAAAGACGGCUGGUUCAACGAACGCGAGGAAAAGAUUCUCGUCAACCGUGUGCUCCGCGACGACCCCAGUAAGGGAAGCAUGCACAACCGCCAGGCAGUCACGCCGAAGAUGCUUUGGCAAGCCCUGUGCGACUACGAUAUGUGGCCCAUCUACCUUAUCGGCCUCGUAUGGAUGAUUCCCAACACGCCUGCCACGAACUACAUCACCCUCGAGUUGAAGUCGCUUGGAUUCGGCACCUUCGAGACCAACCUCCUGACCAUUCCCGCAUACGUCAUCUUCAUCAUCAACCUGCUUUUCUGGACUUGGAUCUCAGAGCGCUUCAACCAGCGUCUACUGCUGGGCGUUGUUUCUGAAUUCUGGUGCUUGAUCUUGCUCAUCACUCUUGAGGUCCUGCCGGACGGGGCCAGUUCGUGGGCGCGAUGGAUCAUCAAUGCGCUGUUGAUUGGAGCCCCUUACGUGCAUGCGAUCAUUGUAGCCAUGACAUCCAGAAACGCUGGUUCUGUCCGCACGCGCACGGUUGCCAGUGCUGUGUACAACAUGAUGGUUCAAGUGUCUAGUAUUGUUGCCAGUCAGAUCUAUCAAGACAAGGAUAAGCCAUACUACCGUGUUGGUAACAAGGUCUUGAUUGCCUUGUCUAUAUUCAGCAUGGCUUUGUUCAUUGGCGCCAAGCUCUACUACAUCUGGCGCAACAAGCGCAAUGCUGCUAUUUGGAACAACAUGUCCAGCUCCGAGAGAGAAGAGUACCUUGCAGCUAACAAAGACCUUGGAAACAAACGACUCGAUUUCCGAUUUACGCACUAG